Lathyrus oleraceus (garden pea) is the source of this 1248-nucleotide messenger RNA. RefSeq names its product NAC domain-containing protein 100. The coding region runs from base 181 to 1185 and encodes 334 amino acids. NCBI's taxonomy places the organism in Eukaryota, Viridiplantae, Streptophyta, Magnoliopsida, Fabales, Fabaceae. The transcript has 4 exons. Gene Ontology annotation, biological process: regulation of DNA-templated transcription. The record is from RefSeq and is a predicted model, not a curated record. Gene Ontology annotation, molecular function: DNA binding.
AUAUACCACAUUAUGCAUCCCUAAAAGACUAGUAUUUAAGGAGUAUUGUAUUCGUAUAACUCAAUACCUUCAUUACUUUCACAUACAAAAAUCGUCUUGCAUCAUUCACUCUUUUUUCCAUCACUCAACCAAAGAUUUAUUUUCUCGUCUCAUCUCGCUCCAUUUUUAAACACUCAUAGGAUGGGAUCAAAUGUUAACGUUUCCGAACCAAAAAUGGAUAAUAAAAAAUUUGAAUUUCCGGCAGGUUUUCGAUUUCAUCCAACUGACGUAGAACUCAUAAAUCAAUAUCUUGUCAAGAAGGUCAAUGACAAUAGCUUCUCUUUUAUAGCUAUUUCUGAAGUUGAUAUGAAUAAGUGUGAACCAUGGGAUUUGCCAGAGUUGGCAAAAAUGGGAGAAACAGAAUGGUAUUAUUUCUGUGUGAGGGAUAAAAAAUAUCCAAAUGGUCAAAGAACAAAUAGAGCCACUAAUGCUGGUUAUUGGAAGGCUACGGGAAGAGAUAAGAAGAUUUAUGACAAAAAUUUAUUGAUUGGGAUGAAGAAGACAUUGGUUUUCUAUAUAGGAAGAGCUCCGAUUGGUGUAAAAACUAGAUGGGUUAUGCAUGAAUACAGAUUGGAGGGUACCACACUCUCUAAUGACAUUUUAGCGAAGAGAGAAACGGGUGAAUGGGCUAUCAGCAGAAUCUAUGAGAAGGGUAAUUAUGAAAAGAAAAUGUGUGGUUCAAGACUUGGAAUGUUUAACUCCUCUAGAGAAGAACCACUAAACACUAAUGAAUCUCCAUUGAUGAAUUCUUCUCCAUACACUAAUGGGGAGUUCUCUUAUGCAAUUAAUUCAUUCACCAUUCCAAAUCAAAUGCAAGACAACAACAUUGUUGGUAACAAUGAAGCUAGUAUCAUGAACGUUUCAUCCUCUUCAAAACAAAUUGAUGAUUACCCUUUUGCUGAAGCAACACAAAACUAUUUCUUAUCUCAAGAAAAAUCUAUGAUGAGGAUGCAAUCGGAGAAUGAAAAUUAUGGAUCAAGUUCAAAGCAAACUCUUCAACAUGAUUUUUCUUUUGGUGGAGAUCUUGAUGCUGAUAUCUCAUCAGUUGUAUAUGGAAAUGACAUGUUUCCAAGGUGGUAUGAGAAUCAAGAAUUGAUACCUGAUUCUCAUGGACCCGUGGUCACUAAUCGCUCGUGGAAUUACUAAUGAAUAAGGAUCAAGAAUAUCAUAUAGUUUUAUUAUUAUAUAAAUAAAAUAUGUCUUGUAUAA